This is a messenger RNA of Nannizzia gypsea CBS 118893, 966 nucleotides long. RefSeq lists its product as hypothetical. The transcript has a single exon. Lineage: Eukaryota; Fungi; Ascomycota; Eurotiomycetes; Onygenales; Arthrodermataceae. Bases 1 to 966 code for a protein of 321 amino acids. The record is from RefSeq and is a predicted model, not a curated record.
AUGGUCCUCGCAAAGCCGGUGCUCUGGCUGCUGGCCGCAGGGCUGCUUCACUAUGCGAGCGCUGCUCCAAAUACAGACAUGCUGGCCAUUGGCAGACGGGCUCAGCCCAUAGACGCGAAAGUCAUCCACGUCUUCAACCCGGACAAGAAGUGCCCUCCCGGGACAACGAAGGGGACGGUGAAGAUGAGCGGCGACCAGGGAACGGUAGACGUCAAGUGCUCAUACGAAAACCACAGCUACUCGGCCUCGAUCGACCUCUAUCCCGGCAGGCUCACGGGUGCCUGCUGCUACGUGCCGGACCAAGACGUCUUCCUGUUUGUCCAGGACCAGCGCACCGAGCCCCUGACCAACUACUCCCUGGACGGCGCCUUUUGCUGCAACGAGGACGCAGGCCAGGCACCCGCCAGCUUCCUACGGGACAAGUACAGCGGCCGAUGCUCGUACGGUUCCGUCACUCACGGCUUCCCGACCGACUUCAACCAGGACUUGGUGACCAGAUGCUGCUGGUCGACGUCCAGCAACGAAUGGACAGUCCACCUCACCGAGCAGCGGAAGCACGUAUUCUUUGCCGUCCCGCUGACGCAGAAGAUCAAGACUAUGACGGUCGAGCGGGCAGACUUCCACAAGGCCUACAUGGAGCUCACCGUCUCGAUUACAUGGGGCGUCUCCCUGAUUGGAGGGACUGAGACGAACCGCAAGGUCAUCCGGUUCGAGUACGGGAGACACCUCGACAGCGCGGCAGAGACCAAAGUCGGCCACAACCUGGGAUGGUACCAGGUCAAGACGUCGACGAGGAUCGCUGCAGAUGGCACGCCGGAAUUCUUGCUGCACUGGGACUCGUGGCUCUUCUCGCCAGACCUCGGGCGUCCGCUUUCCGCUGAGAAGGGGACGGACAAGGUCGAGCUGCCUGCCAGCCGCCUGGACGAGAUUGCACGGUUCCUCAGCACAACGGCCACUCUUUGCUAG